This is a messenger RNA of Candidula unifasciata, 2574 nucleotides long. The record is from the annotation of a GenBank genome assembly. Lineage: Eukaryota; Metazoa; Mollusca; Gastropoda; Stylommatophora; Geomitridae.
GGAGAGACAACCAAGUUUGAAGUCCUGACACAGUUAUUCCACAAUAACUGCAUUACUGGUGUGGAUGUCUGCAUUAGGAAACCACUUGUUGUCACUUGUGCCUUAGAUUGUUCUGUAAGGGUCUGGAACUAUGAUACAUAUAAUCUGGAAAUGCACAAAGUAUUUAACGAGGAGGCAUUUAGUAUUUCCCUUCACCCUUCUGGCCUGUUUAUUUUGGUUGGAUUUACUGAAAAACUGCGGCUUAUGAAUCUUUUUAUUGAUGAUAUCGUCAUCUUUAGAGAAUUUUCUGUAAGAGGCUGUAUUGAGUGUGCAUUCAGUUAUGGUGGACAUAUGUUUGCUUCAGUGAUGGGCAAUGUGAUCCAGCUGUUUUCGACUUACACUUUUAAGAAUAUCCUGAAUCUUAAAGGUCACAACGGAAAAGUGAAGUCUGUUAUCUGGAGUUUUGACGACAACAAGCUGGUGUCCUGUGGCAUGGACGGUGCUGUCUAUGAGUGGGAGACCACCACAGGGAAGAGAAUUGGUGACAGUGUGCUCAAGACAUGCAGUUACUCAAGCAUCACUAUCGCACCAGAUGGGAAGUCGGUUAUUGCUGUUGGUUCUGACAAAAUACUCAGGGAGAUUGCUGAAUCAAGGAUCGUGAGAGAGGUUCCUUCAGGGGACUUAGAGUUUACUACAGUUGUUAUAUCUCGUUCUGGCCGCAUGCUUUUUGCUGGUACAACGAAAGGGACAGUAUUGUCUGUAAAAUAUCCUUUGACAGCCUCUGGUGACUGGAUCGAAUAUCAUGGCCAUGGUGCAGCUGUUGUGAAAGUAAAAGUAAGUUUUGAUGACAAUUAUCUAAUCAGCAUUGCCGAAGAUGCAACUGUCAACCUAUGGAGGAUCUUUGAUAAGGAAGGUCAUCUGAAGAGGGAACAAGAUUUUGCAUGGGCAGAAGAAAUACUUAUCUCACAUAAAGAACUGGUUGAAAAGAAUAUGACGCUGUCCGAUUUGAGCUCCAAGAUAGAAGAAGUCAGAAAGGAGAGCCAGUAUCAGUUGAAUCAGAAAGAUAUCAUAUUCAAUGAAAAGAUCACAUUACUCACAGAAACUUUCAUCACCAAAAUGGAAAGACUGAAAAUAAAGAAUCAGGUCAUACAAAAUGAUAAAGAAUUAGAAGUGCAGGAACACGAGGAAGCAAUCGAAAACUUGAACAAAGCUCAUACUGAAGAAAUGGAACAUUUAGAGGACUCAUUCAACCAGAAACUGGUUCAGGAGUUUGAGAAGUUUCAAGUACAUCAAUCAAAAAUUGUAACCAUGCAGGAAGAUUAUGAGAAACAGCUGGCGGAGGUAGAAAACAACAAAGAGAAGGCAUUAGAAGCUCUGACAGAGUAUUACGAGAAAAAGUUGCAAGACAUGACUGCAAAACUGGGAUAUUGUAACGGACAGUUACGACAAGAUGCCAGAGAGCACGAAGAAGUCGUGAGACAAAUAGAGGAGGACUGUGACAGAGAGAUCCAGGACCUCAAGCAUGCUUAUGAGCAAAAAUUACACAAGGAAAGAAAUAGUAACCAAACGCUGAAAGAGAAGAAUGCAGUUCUGAUGAGAAGAUUCAACAGUCUGCAGAAGGAGAUUGAAGAACUUAGAGAUGAAAUCAAAAAGCUGAAGUCAGAGGCCAUGAAGAUGAGCAAUAACAAUUCCUCAUUAGAGAAGGAUAUCACAGCUUUGAAGAGCAACAUACGGGACAGAGAUGCCAACAUUCAAGUGAAGGAGGCAGACAUUUUCAUCCUGAAGAGGAAGAACAAUGAACUGGAGAAGUUCAGAUUUGUGUUGACUUACAAAAUUAAAGAGCUCCGGGAGCAGAUUGAGCCCAGAGAACUAGACAUUAAGAAAAUGAAGGAGCAGAUUAUGGGGAUGGAGCAUGAGCUGGGCAGGUUCCAUAAGUAUAAUGGUCAACUAGAGUUCACAAUUGCUGAACUAAAGGAAAAACUCAGAGCAGCUUCUGGAGAAACCAAUCGGGAGAAACAAAAGGUGCAUGAUGUAGAGGCCAUUGUGCGUAAAUUCAAGACUGAGCUCCAUAACUGUAUAGCCACCAUUCAAGAUACAAAGUCGUUCAAAGAAGGCAUCAGAACUUUGUAUCGCAAACAUGUUUUGGAGGAUAAUUCGGAGAUCUCAAGCGUGGAUGCAGAUAUCCAGAAAGAAUUCACUCGACAGAAGGAGCACCUGGAGAGAUCAUUGUCUAUUCUGCGGAAGAAGCUGGAAAAGGAUUCAGAGAUUCACAAGGCAGACACUGUCAAGAUCAUGCAGGAAAAUGUCUCCUUGAUCAAGGAGAUUUGUGAUCUGCGGAAGGAGCUGAAGCUGUGCCGUGAGCUCAUCCAUGACAUGUCUGCAGCCAUCACACUAGAGAGCCACCAGAAGAAAACUAAAGUGCCAGACUUUAAUCGCAGACUCACAGAACCACUUCUGGAAAAAGAAAUGGAGGAACAGAAGAAGAUUAUUGAAAUGCAGCAGCUGGAGCUGAAGAGACUGAGAGAUGAAAUAUAUGAUCUGGAAUUUUCACACAGCUCAAGACGCACGGGACAACUGACACCACUCGUUUCGUAA